AGAAUUAUAAGAGGGGCGACUUUCUACUGUAACAUAAACAGCACAGACCAAAUCCCUGAGGAGCACAACAAACUCUGUCGCGCUACCCAUCAAUUGGAGCCUGCAUUCAAGCUCCAUACCUGGAACAAGAUGGAAAGGUUGAGAAGUAGCCCAUCCAUGGGUUCCAAUAUAAUGGAUACUACAGACCACGGAGAAGCGAAUGCUCAACGUUCGCAAAAGCUCCGAAACAACCCCUUCAUCCCUCCAUCAGAUGGUUCAUGUCCCGUAAAUCGAUUCCCGCCUGAAAUUCUGUCUCUCAUUUUUGAGUACGGGACUGCGGCGGAUAUCUUGGAUGAAGCAGAUAAGAAAGCGCCUCUGACUUGGAAGGAGUUUUGGCGCCGUGUUGGGGAUAGAGCAGACGAAGGUUCCGGUGAACAAAAGGGUCAAAUCCAAGAAGAGAAAGGCGAGCAUGAAACCAAAGUAAUUAAAGAGGAGGGAUCCGAUGCAGAAUGCGAACGCUCUGAAUAUCCUAGCGGACUAUCCCACAACUCGGAGAUCCGUUUACCUUUCCAAAUUGUCGUCUCCCAAGUGUGCAGACACUGGCGCACCCUCGCGCUGGGAACCUCCUCACUCUGGACAAGGAUCGAGGUUUCGUGUACGCACCAACUUCCUUACGAACAAGUGAUAGCCUUUUUGGAACGUAGCAAAAGUCUUCCGUUGGACAUUUGCAUCGGUUCCGAAAAUCCGAUUGGCCUCUUAGACGACAGAGGCGAACCAGUGAUUUCUAAGGCUAACCUCGAGAUGCUCUUUACUCUCUUGGUUCCUCACAUUCCCAGAUGGGGUUCAAUAGAGGUCAAUGCCGCGUCUUACGAGCAUAUGUACGCAUUCCUGAAGGCAGUCUCGGAUCGAUCCGUUCCUCCCGCUUCCCAACUCCGUGUCCUCCAGCUAUAUUACAAAGAAUCCGAAGACUCUAUCGUUACGUUUCCCAUAAAUUCAGAACUCUCUGAUCACUUGACGCUUUUCAGCGGUUCCGCCCCGCGUCUCCAGAACAUCAGUUUGUGCGGCGUACAUGUCGAUUGGAGUCAAAGUUGGCUUCGGUCUCCUUGCCUGGUCGAACUCCAACUUGCUUAUCAUUUGGAAGACUUCCGCCCUCAUUGGCCUACAUUUUUCGCUAUGUUACGUGCAACCGCGCCAACGCUCAAGAGGCUGUCUCUUGAAAUGUCAGGCCCUUCUGUAUCUCUUGGAGACUGGACUAUUGGACCCGGUACCCUGGAGUGGAGCGACGCAAAUAGUUCGAUUUUACUUCCUCAAUUAAUCCAACUCGAGCUGGCGUUUAUCCCGCCCUUCGAAAUCAUUCCGCUGUUGGGGCAACUAUGUAUGCCCUCGCUCAAGGGCCUUGCUCUCAAAUUUGAUGACAGGGAUUAUGCCGAUCUCGUCACAUACUUAGUGGGACCUACGACUAUCCCUGCCGCAUCCUCAUCCCAAGCACAACCACGUAGUCUGCUUAGGGGCCUCGAGUCUUUUAAACUCGCUGGUUUAUUAUGCAGCGACGAGAGCAUCAAGCAGAUGUAUAACGAACUCGUCAACCUCGAGUCUCUUAACCUGUCCAUGCGCCACCUCUCUUUUCGAUUUUUCGAAGACCUCCGCCCCCGGCUGCCGCAGACGUUAGAGGAUGGGUCCCCUGAUACCACCGUGCCUCACCAGGUUUUCCUUCCUCGUCUGACGACGCUCUUCACUUCUGGUAUCUCCGGUUACGAUGUUCGACCUUUGGUGCAAGGGCGACAACGGGCCGGUGUACCUCUGCGAAUGGUAUUUGUACCAUAUAGUGUGUUUGUCCACUCCGAGGAAGAAAGGUGGUUGAAAGAGAAUCUGGAGAAGUUCGAUUAUUUUGAAGAGAGCGACGAUGAAUAUUUAAAUGACCAUGGGUCUAGUAUCUCUUCGUCCUAUAGGUCAUCGAGCUUAUAUGGGGGAUGGGAUGGGGAAAGUGCACCUGAGGAAUGGGGUGCAGAAAAUUCAUUUGAGGAAUGGGAUGCGGAAGAUGAUGGGGUUGAAUCGGGUGGGGAAAAUGACUCGACUGAAUCCGAAGAGUGAAGUGUUUUUUCUUUCUUUCUUUCUAAAAUUCUUGUACGAAGAACAUGGAUUGAUAUCCUUCAUCCAGACCAUGGAAAGGUGUAACCCAAAGUCGGUAGAAACGUGUAUUCGGUUGAUAGUAUCAUGUUAGCAUGGGGUUCUGUUAACUUGGGAGUUGAAACAUUAGCCUAUCCAAUCUUCAAUGCAAA
This is a messenger RNA of Pisolithus orientalis, 2258 nucleotides long. RefSeq lists its product as uncharacterized. NCBI's taxonomy places the organism in Eukaryota, Fungi, Basidiomycota, Agaricomycetes, Boletales, Pisolithaceae. Bases 130 to 2070 code for a protein of 646 amino acids. The record is from RefSeq and is a predicted model, not a curated record. The transcript is spliced from 2 exons.